This is a messenger RNA of Suillus fuscotomentosus, 1605 nucleotides long. RefSeq lists its product as uncharacterized. Lineage: Eukaryota; Fungi; Basidiomycota; Agaricomycetes; Boletales; Suillaceae. The record is from RefSeq and is a predicted model, not a curated record. The transcript is spliced from 6 exons. The coding region runs from base 1 to 1605 and encodes 534 amino acids.
AUGUUAAACGCACCUCAGCUGAACACACAGGACCAGCUAUUUGAAGAUAUCAUGCCCCUGGAACUCAUUGAUGAUGAAAAUGCAAUCUCUUAUUGGUCUUGUGAGGCUGAGGAGAACUGUCUUAGAUGGAGAAUUGCAUUUACCAACUUCUUCUCCCAAGGAACCCAGGAGCUGGAGGCUCCAGCCAUAACCGCACUGCAGGAGAUGAGAAAAUGGACUCGCAACCCAAGUAUUGCCCACAAGUCUAGGAUGGAAUUUGCUAUCUUGCGCUCCGGUCUUGGUCAUGAAAUCCUACGGAUUGCCAACCCACAGGUGGGUUUGGAAAACAGGACCCCUUAUCUGUCCCUCAGCUUCCAGCGAUAUCGUUGGAAAGAGAGCCUACUUAGUUGUAUGCUUGGAUGGGUUGAUCGAGUCUUGCCUCCUAGAAUUGAGACCAGCCAGUCUACAAAUGCAAACGCCAAAGAAUUCCUGCAACUCCUGUCCCGGCAUAAUGUGUGCCCAUUUCGGUCCAAUUACUCUUCAGUAUUUGCAUUUUCAUCUGAGAGAUGCUUCCUGGCUGAAGCUGUUCGAUGGAUGUUACCAACUCUGGCUGCCAAGACCCCAUCUACCACAUGGGUACACAAAACCUCAUUGAAUCACCUAUUCCGUUUGAUCUGCGGUUUCUCAAUCAUUGAUCUGGAUGCCCUGCAUUUGGAUGAAGAAUUGCUUUUGGUUCUGAAGUUGUCUACUGAGCUGAGGAGCCUACGACGAGAAUUACUCAAAGGUUUUCAUACAAAGUUCCACAAUAAUGUGGAUCCAGAUACCCAAGGUUGUCGCACAUGCUAUGAUCAACCUGAGGAUUCCAAGUGUGUCAGGUAUUGGACGGUUGAGCCUAGUCAUCACUUUGAAUUCCAUGGAAAGGUCAUCACACCCUAUCAGGCCAAUGAUCCAGAUCGACUUCCUCCCAUAGGCAAGGGCUGUGCAUCCCAAACCAACUACGUUCCUCUAAUGGACCUGGGUCUGAGAAAGAUCUCACGCCGUGCAGAUGUACUGGAACGUUGUGGUCGGGACGUGACCCUGUUGAUUGAUAUCAGCUCACCCAGUACCAUAUUGGCAGGAGUUUCUUUUGACACAUUUUCUCAUGUGGACCUUCAGAAGAUCCGUUGCGAUGCCUCUGCAAAGGAAACCAAAUCCAUCAAACGUGGCAGCCAGUUCAGCCGAUUUGAAUGGGGUAGGAUGCAUCCAGUUGGUUCCAGGAAGCCUGCUGGGGGAAGACCUGGAGACACCUAUACGAGCUAUGCCGGUAUGGAGGUUACAAAUACAGCCCAUAUUAGGUUGCUCUUUGCUCAUGCCACUGAUGUAGAAAGGAUGGUGGCUGCAAUCACACCGUUACAUCCUCAUGCAGCCAAGGAGCUUCGAGAGUUGUCUUCUGAAGUCAAUUCUUUGGGGGGCAUAGGCGCAACUGCAUAUUACUGUUGGAACUUUGUGGCACCGCAGCAUAUGGACCGUGAUGCCACUUGGACCAUAUCCCUGCAGACCUGCAAAGAGGCACCAGCAGAUGAGUUCAACUUCGUCAUGAUGGACCUUGGCUGCUAUGUGGAAACAGCUGAAAAUGCCCUGUGGUAA